Messenger RNA from Procambarus clarkii (red swamp crayfish), 726 nucleotides. Lineage: Eukaryota; Metazoa; Arthropoda; Malacostraca; Decapoda; Cambaridae. The record is from RefSeq and is a predicted model, not a curated record.
AUGCUGCGGUGCACCAGCGUGCAUGCUGCGGUGCACCAGCGUGUAUGCUGCGGUGCACCAGCGUGCAUGCUGCGGUGCACCAGCGUGUAUGCUGCGGCGCACCAGUGUGUAUGCUGCGGCGCACCAGCGUGUAUGCUGUGGCGCACCAGCGUGUAUGCUGUGGCGCACCAGCGUGUAUGCUGCGGCGCACCAGCGUGUAUGCUGCGGUGCACCAGCGUGUAUGCUGCGGCGCACCAGCGUGUAUGCUGCGGUGCACCAGCGUGUAUGCUGCGGCGCACCAGCGUGCAUGCUGCGGCGCACCAGCGUGCAUGCUGCGGCGCACCAGCGUGUAUGCUGCGGCGCACCAGCGUGUAUGCUGCGGCGCACCAGCGUGUAUGCUGCGGCGCACCAGCGUGUAUGCUGCGGCGCACCAGCGUGUAUGCUGCGGCGCAUCAGCGUGUAUGCUGCGGCGCACCAGCGUGUAUGCUGCGGCGCACCAGCGUGUAUGCUGCGGCGCACCAGCGUGUAUGCUGCGGCGCACCAGCGUGUAUGCUGCGGCGCACCAGCGUGUAUGCUGCGGCGCACCAGCGUGUAUGCUGCGGCGCACCAGCGUGUAUGCUGCGGCGCACCAGCGUGUAUGCUGCGGCGCACCAGCGUGUAUGCUGUGGCGCACCAGCGUGUAUGCUGCGGCGCACCAGCGUGUAUGCUGCGGCGCACCAGCGUGUAUGCUAUGGGAGAAGUCUCUAA